This is a messenger RNA of Condylura cristata (star-nosed mole), 1600 nucleotides long. It is a transcript of the gene TCP11, whose product is annotated as t-complex 11, testis-specific. The transcript has 9 exons. The record is from RefSeq and is a predicted model, not a curated record. Bases 1 to 1515 code for a protein of 504 amino acids. Lineage: Eukaryota; Metazoa; Chordata; Mammalia; Eulipotyphla; Talpidae. Gene Ontology annotation, cellular component: sperm flagellum; acrosomal vesicle. Gene Ontology annotation, biological process: regulation of sperm capacitation.
AUGCCGGAUGUCAAGGAGAAAGUGCCCCCGAAGGAGCCUGGCGGUGCGGAGAGUGGAUUCUGUAAGCCCGCGACGUCGGAACAGACUCAGGAAGACAAGUGCAGCCCCGAGGAGCCCCCUUCCCGUAGUUUUUUUUCUGCCACAGGCUUGAAAGGCACGGUUAACAAUUCCAAACUAAGCAACGAGAUUGGGAUGAAUCACGAUUUCCACCUGGAAGAGAAGGCUUUGCCUCCAAGCAGUCUGGAAAACAAGGUCAAGGAGACAAUGCACAAUGCCUUUUGGGACCACCUCAAAGAGCAAUUAUCAGCUACUCCCCCUGACUUCAGUUGUGCUCUUGAACUCCUGAAAGAAAUUAAAGAGGUCUUGGUGUCACUGCUGCUACCACGCCAGAACCGCCUGAGGAGUGACAUUGAAGAAGCACUGGGUGUGGACCUCCUCAAGCAGGAAGCAGAAAAUGGAACACUGAAUGUUGCUCAUCUCUCUCAGUAUAUUCUCAACAUGAUGACUUUACUCUGUGCACCAGUUCGAGAUGAAGCAGUACAGAAACUGGAGAACAUUACAGACUCUGUUCGGUUACUGCGAGGGAUCUUCCAAGUUCUGGGCCAGAUGAAAAUGGACAUGGUGAAUUACACUAUUCAAAGCCUUCAACCCCAACUGCAGGAACAUUCCAUCCAGCAUGAACGGGCUAAAUUCCAGGAACGCCUCAACAAGCAACCUAGCCUCCUUGAUCACACCACCAAAUGGCUGACCCAAGCAGCAGCAGACCUCACUACGCUGCCUCCGACUUGCCCCGACACUCCUGACUCCUCCAAUGUUACAGGCGCUACUCCGAGUGAGACAAUUAAUAGCCCAGAGCCCCUCAGCCCUACGAUGGUGCUGUCCCAGGGCUUCCUGAACCUCCUGCUCUGGGAUCCUGAAAAUGAAGAGUUCCCUGAGACUCUGUUGAUGGACAGAACUCGGCUGCAGGAGCUGAAAUCCCAGUUACAGCAAUUAACCAUCCUAGCUUCCGUCUUGCUAGUGGCCAGUAGUUUCUCUGGCAAUGUUCUGUUUGGCUCACCUCAGUUUCUGGAUAAGCUGAAACGGAUAACCAAAGGCCUGACAGAGGAGUUUAACUCCAGGCCUGAGGAGGCUAUGCAGACUGUGAGUGAACAGGUGUCUCAGGAAAUCCAUCGAAGCCUCAAGAACAUGGGCCUGACUGCCCUGAGCAGUGACAACGCGGCGGCUCUGACCGGGCAGCUCCAGAACAUUGCCAAGAAAGAGAACUGUGUCCGCAGCGUCAUCGAUCAGCGGAUCCAUUUGUUUCUCAAAUGCUGUUUGGUGCUUGGCGUGCAACGAUCUCUACUGGACCUCCCCGGGGGCCUUACUGUCAUUGAGGCUGAACUGGCAGAACUGGGUCAAAAGUUUGUCAACCUCACGCAUCACAAUCAGCAGGUGUUUGGCCCGUACUACACUGAGAUCAUAAAAAAACUCAUCGGCCCAGCCCAGGCCCUAGAAACAAAAGUGGAGUGUCUAUGAUAACACCAGCUCUGGGCCCUGGCAUCUUGGACCCAGGAGAACAACCCAUCAUCUUCCUGGGAUGACAUCACCAGCGACCAGCAGA